Molecule: messenger RNA, 1113 nt
Organism: Anarrhichthys ocellatus (wolf-eel)
Lineage: Eukaryota; Metazoa; Chordata; Actinopteri; Perciformes; Anarhichadidae
Gene: allc
Product: allantoicase
Exons: 8
Biological process (GO): allantoin catabolic process
Molecular function (GO): allantoicase activity
Source: RefSeq, a predicted model, not a curated record
CACUUCUUCUCUCUAACUCUCUGUGGAGGUCAUGACUGGAGCAUCGUCCAGCUGGGAGUACCAGGACUGAUCUACGGCCUCGAUGUCGACACGUCCUUCUUCACUGGAAACCACUCGCCCUCCGUCUCCAUCCAGGCCGGCUGUCUGGACAAACCGCCCCCCUUCAGCCUGGAGGGAGACCGAACCGGCAUGGCCGCCUCCGACGGUCAGCUGGCUGCUGUCGCCAAGCUGGGCUCGGAGGCGUGGCCUGAGCUGGUGUGUUUGUCGGAGCUGGAGCCUGGAUACUCAGACUGCUGCCAUAACUACUUCAAGGUCAACUUCAAUCACAGAGUCACACACCUGCGGCUCAACAUGCACCCAGAUGGAGGGAUAGCCAGACUGCGGGUGUACGGCGUUGGGCAGAUAGACUGGUCGUCUGUCUCCCCCCACCAGGAUGUCGACCUGGUGGCUCUGACCAAUGGGGGAGUCUGCCUCGGUUACAGCGACGCCCACUUUGGACAUCCGCGCAACAUGAUUGGUCCCGGCCGAGCUGCCAACAUGGCCGACGGCUGGGAAACGGCCCGCAGACUGGACAGACCCAAAGACCUGAAGGUGGACCAGCGAGGGAUCCUGCAGGUCCCCGGUUGGGAGUGGGCGGUGUUUGUUCUCGGUCAUCCUGGACUCAUCAGCAGCGUCGAGGUGGACACCAACCACUUCAAAGGUAACUUCCCGGACACUUGCAGGAUUGAGGUUUGUUCUUUGACCCCUGAGGAGGAAGCUCAGUGCAUCAGCACCAGGUGGAAUUCUGGGAAAUGGCAGCUCCUUCUCCCCCCUCAGAAACUUCGUCCUCAUCACAGACAUCUCUACAGCGAGCUCGCUCUCAGCUCAGCCGUCAGUCACGUCCGUCUCACCAUCAGCCCGGACGGAGGGGUCAGCCGGCUCCGGCUCUUUGGUCGACCCACGGCCGCCAUCGCUGCUGCUCCGGCCAAUCAGGAGAGAGCGGCAUCCAAACUGUGACGCUCCGACCACAGAGAGUCAGAGUUUCUGAUCCGUGUUCAGCAGUAGAAAUAAAACAUAACGUGACCUUAAUGCUCCUUCAUACUUUUAAACACAAGCUAUGAAUGCAGAUGAUAG